Siniperca chuatsi (mandarin fish) is the source of this 7705-nucleotide messenger RNA. It is a transcript of the gene glsb, whose product is annotated as glutaminase b. The transcript is spliced from 15 exons. NCBI's taxonomy places the organism in Eukaryota, Metazoa, Chordata, Actinopteri, Centrarchiformes, Sinipercidae. The coding region runs from base 174 to 1889 and encodes 571 amino acids. Gene Ontology annotation, molecular function: protein binding; glutaminase activity. Gene Ontology annotation, biological process: L-glutamine catabolic process. The record is from RefSeq and is a predicted model, not a curated record.
AUAGGAGCGGCGGGGGCGUGAAUGUGUGCCUCUAUUUAUUUUUGGACGCCGGCGACUGAGUCACAUCCCCUCAGACAGUCAGCGUGGUUUGAGACACUCUUUAACAACCCUGCAGUUGUUACCGGAUACAUUUGGAACCGCGGCUUUCUCUCUAAUUCCCCGACAGGAUUGAGAUGUUACAUUUUAGGUUUUCGACAGUGCUGAAGAAGGAGUUGUUUGAAGCCACCCUCAAGCGUCCCUUGUCUGGCUCCAGACACAAGACCUGGUUGCCGACCCGCCGCUGCUGCUUCGGCACCGCCUCCGUUGAUGCCAGAGCCCUGUCUACCCAACUGAAGGUCCUCCAUGCCCCUGCGCAUCGCCCGGCUCUCCGCACCGCGCCCUUCGCCGCUUCUUUCCGCUCAUACUGCGUGAAAACUGAAGGUGCCGUGGAGCUGGACGAACAGCUGAAGAAGAAUGGCGUCAGCAGCGAAGCAGCCAGCGACAAAAAUGCAGGCAUUCUCCCCAGUUUGGAGGACUUGCUCUUUUACACAGUCGCAGAAGGUCAAGAGAAGAUCCCCGCUCAUAAAUUUCUCACAGCACUUAAAGCCACUGGGCUUCGCACUGGAGAUCCCAGACUGAAGGAAUGCAUGGACACCCUCAAAGAAACUCUAAAGAACACAUCAGAUGGCGUCACGCUGGACAGGCACCUAUUCAAGAAGUGUGUCCAGAGCAACAUUGUCGUGCUCACUCAGGCCUUCCGCAAGAAGUUCGUCAUCCCAGACUUCCAGUCCUUCACCUCCCAUAUUGAUGAGCUGUAUGAGAGUGCCAAAAAGCUCUCUGGAGGACAGGUUGCAGACUACAUUCCUCAGCUUGCCAAAUUCAGCCCGGACAUGUGGGCCGUCUCCCUGUGCACAGUUGACGGACAGAGACACUCAGUAGGAGACACCAAGGUCCCCUUCUGUCUGCAGUCCUGUGUCAAGCCUCUAAAGUACGCUGUUGCUGUUCAUGACUAUGGCACAGAGUAUGUGCACAGUUUCAUUGGGAAGGAGCCCAGUGGCCUGCGCUUUAAUAAGCUCUUCCUGGAUGAAGAUGAUAAGCCCCACAACCCCAUGGUGAAUGCCGGCGCUAUUGUUUGCACUUCACUGAUAAAGCAAGGUACAGGCAAUGCUGAAAGAUUUGAUUAUGUCAUGAACUUCCUGAAAAAUAUGUCGGGAAAGGAGUAUGUGGGUUUCAGCAAUGCCACAUUCCAGUCGGAGCGUGAGUCAGGAGACAGGAACUUUGCCAUCGGCUACUACCUGAAAGAAAAAAAGUGUUUCCCUGAAGGGACAGACAUGACAUCUGUACUGGACCUCUACUUUCAGCUGUGUUCCAUUGAGGUGACCUGCGAGAGCGCCAGUGUCAUGGCAGCCACCCUGGCUAACGGCGGUAUCUGCCCAAUCACGGGUGAGCGUGUGCUGAGCCCCGAGGCGGUGAGGAACACCUUGAGUCUGAUGCACUCCUGCGGCAUGUACGACUUCUCAGGACAGUUUGCUUUCCAUGUCGGUCUACCAGCCAAGUCUGGAGUAGCAGGGGGGAUCCUGCUGGUUGUACCCAAUGUGAUGGGUAUUAUGUGCUGGUCACCUCCACUGGACAAGCUGGGCAACUCAGUCAGAGGAAUACAGUUCUGCACGGACCUCGUUGAGCUUUUCAACUUCCACAACUACGACAACCUGAGGCACUUUACCAAGAAGCAUGACCCUCGCAGAGAAGGAGGAGACCAGCGGCUGCACACCUUCGGACCCAUGGAUUACGAGAGUCUCCAACAAGAGCUAGCUCUGAAAGCCCCUCUUUGGAAAAAGGUGUCCCCCACUGAGUCGCACCAGGACUGCUCCACCACUGUAGUCUAUAGGAUGGACAAUGUCAGUGAGUGAAAUUAAACAAAAAAAGGAGAUCUGCCUGCCCCCCCCCACACUCCCACCUCAACUGAUCUCUCUCCCUACCUCUCGCUACAAGACCACCAUCUUUCCUCACGAAUAUUUAUAUAUAAAUUAUGCAGAGGAUUAUUUAUUGUAUGUGAAGCGGUUACUGUGUGGACGGACUAGGAAGCGUCUUUUGAUUGCUUACUGUGCUCACACUGAGGCCUAAGACUCUCGUGAUAUUAGAACAUAAAUACAGAUGCUGGAUGUCCUGUAGUAGAUGAUGAAUAUUCUUGGAUUAUUAAUGGAAAGUUCUGGGUCAAAGGAGAAUAUUUUUAACAUAUCAGCUAGCUGUGAACGCCUGGUCUGGAGUGCAGCAGUGUUACAGCUAAAAUGACGUAGUUUCUCAUUUUUUAAAAAUGAGCUCUAAAUUCUGAAGGGAUUUCAAUAAUGCAGGUAUUUUGCUUGUUCAAUCUUACAUGCUGGACCUUGGAAGGAAAAAUCAACCCAAAAAUUGAAAGCUUAUUUGAGUCACUAUCAUAAUAGUACAAAGUUUCUCAGCCUUCUGGUCGGGACACAGUCUAAGAACCGAGGAACCAAACAUCCAAACAAUUAGCCUUUGAUAGUUCAAUGUUAAAGUAGAACCUUUCUCUGCACAAUAUACAUGCACCUGUACCAAAUUCCUGUAGGUGGUUAAGUUCAGAAAGCCUUUAUACUUGCCUACAGAUGUCUGAAGUGGAAUACAUGCAGACAUUUAUGAAUUGAGAUUAGUUGGAACCCCCCAUUGGAGUCACUUGAUAUGCAAAAAGGGUUGCAGGAGAUUUUUAGGACUGAUACUGCACACAUGUGCUCUAAUUACUUUUACUAGUAAACAUGAGAUUUUAUAACUUUAAAAUAUAUAGUAUCAUUUGUGCCUCCCUCUAUACCUUAAAAAAAAAAAGAAUACAAAAUAGACUUGUCAAUUUAACUUGACAACUGUGUCAAGGUGCUGGGGUCAUGAGAACUUUGGGAGCUAAAAGCAGAGUCACGGCUGAGAAACACAGCUAUUGUGCAUCGUGCCGACUUAAACAGAGAUAGCAUAUUGAAAAGAGAAACCACAGUAAAAUAGGACUUCAACUUGACUUGUGCCUGGACCACAGUUGGGGCUGAUUUUUCUGAUAAUAUGAUGAUAAUGUGUGUAUUGAAAAAAGCUUUGCUCAACCAAAAAGCUCAGGAGAAGUGAGAUGACUAAAACAACAAGCUGUCCUCAUUCACCUGCCAGCGCUCUCGGGGGACUGGCUGCAUCAUUCUGCGCUGCUGCUGAGUGUAGAUGACAAAAAGAAGUGCGUGCGUGGCUGGUUGUGCCAUGUUUGUCAAAGUUAGUGAGUAUACUCUGUAUACGAAGGGACCUGACCAGUCCUCUCUGCUGUGAACAGGUGACUGCAGGCUUUAUCUGGGCUGCAUUCCAAAACCAUCACUGUAUGUUUACACUGCACGCAAAAAUCUGCUUUUAAGAAAUGGAUAGUAUGUGACGCUGGAUUAAAGCUCCCGAAUGUUGUUGAACUGAAAAAAGUCAAUCAGUAUUUUGCUUAGUGAAGACCUAAUAGGGUCAAAACAUUCCCUUUUUUCAGCCCAGUACAGUUUUGGGAGUUUUAAUCUAGUAUGCAGAUACUUUCCUGUUUUGCUUAAAGCCCCCUGAAAACUUGGUUUCAAAUCUUAUGUGUUUCUCUAUAACAUUAGACGUUCAUGACUAUAAAUAGAGUUAAAGUUUGGUUCAAAACAAAACAUAAUAUCCUGAGUUAUUAAGAGUUUAACAGGGUAAUACUGUUAAUGUAGUUGAAUUGUUACAAAUACUCUAUAAACUAUCUGUAGGCAGACUAACCAAGUAAAGUGUUACCUACUUAUUAUAUGUUGGCAAAGUUCUUGUACAGCUGCUUGUGUUGAGACAACAUUUUACAUUUGAAAACUUUGGCUUUCAUUUUGAAAUGAAAAAGAAAAACACGAAACUAAUGUCUCUAUGCACUAAUUCAAAGAAUUUCAAACGAUACCCAACUUUAGCAGCAGAGGACGGUGAAUUUAUUAAUUCCCAUCUUGCAGUAGUUUUGGGGUUUUUUUUGAUAGUAUGCUUUCAGAGGGUAAAAAAUGUAGAACUGCAAUAUCAUAUAGAUGUAAUCAAAUUGAGUUGCCUCAAGCCCUCCGAUGCAGAAAUGUUCCGUAUACUCAAAAAGUGUGUUUUGAGUGUCAGUAUACAAACACACACAUCACGUAUUCAGUAUUGUUUGUAGUAAAGUUCUCAAAGUCUUACUCUUCUUACUUCUUACUAGUCUUACUGUACUUCUGAAUGUACAUAGUGGCAGGUGUAUAUAGCUUUCAGGUGUGUGUCUGUACAUGACUGAUAAUCCUCAACAGCAGACCAGAAUGUAUGUUGAAUAUACACUUCAGACGUUCCGAAUUUAUAAUAUUGUCUCCUCCAGGACAUAGAAAUACUUGCACAUGACAUGUCAGCAGAUGCCUUAGAUGUCCCUCUACUGUGACUGUAGUGGGGGUAGAGUUUAAUCUGUCUGUUAUUCAGUCAUUGUUAAAACUUUACAUGUGGUGUUUGGCACUGGGUUUGACUUGAGCUCAAAUAGAUUGGCUGCUGGAGCCAAUAAUACCCUGUUAUUAUAAUGUCAUGUUAUGUCAAGUUUUUUUCUUUUUUAUGUAAUGGACUUGUGUUAGAGUCUGUUUCUGUUUUUAAGUGUCUGCUCAUUAUUGUGUAGAGGUACAAUGUAUUCAAAAGCCUCUGUCAUCAUCAAUGGUCCUUGGAAAUGUUGGUCUGUAGAAAAUCCCAUUUCCUUGGUGCUCCUACAGUAUUUUCUACAGUAUGCAAGUUGAGUUGGGUCUGUUUGCCACUUUAAAUGAUUUCAUCCAUGGAUCUUGUUGCUUUCUGCUAUAAGUUUGCAGUGCGACUGCCUUAGAAAGUACUGGAUGAGUAUUAGCUGAACAGUGCUUCUGUUUUUAGUUAUAAGUUAUAAUCCUUAAGAUUUUAAUCAUAUCAAACCCACUUUUUUAUACCAUUUAUGACUAGCACCUAUCCAGCUAUAACCAUUAAAUGUAUUUUAACUCAUUAGUUGCCCCUCUAUAUAGUAGUUUGCAUUAUCAGUGGUGGAGUCCGCCAUUCCUGCACUGGAUUUAAAAUUGUAUGCACACGCACAAGGGAUCCUCAGGAAAUGGUGCAUGUGCGUACUGGGUGAAAUUAAGAAGACAAGAGCUGACACAUGCUCACAUUGCAUGUCAUUUGUGCCGCGAGUGCAUACAUCACAUAAUGACGUAAGCGGGAAGAGUGGAACAGCUGGUCCCAGGCAUUUUGAAGAGGAAACAUAUUUGUGUCAGUGCAAGAAUAGUUGCAACAGUUUAUAAAUAUGAAGUUGUAAUAAACUCAUUUCUAGCACAUCACUACAAAUGGAACGCUAAAACGUUCUUAGCGUUACCACCAAUAACCAGAGGUGGAUUAAGGAUUAUAACUUUAACCACGCAGUGAUUUAAUCAUUUUCUUCAUGAUGAUAAAGCCUGCUUUAUUUUGGUUUAGUUCUUUUUAAUUAAAUGAGUCAAGGAGGCAAAUACUGGCUACAGUAUUUGGGAAAAACUUCUCCCUCAGAUGUGAUCGUUUUCUAAGAGUAGUUCUCAUGUCAGUGUCUCACCUCAGUCCUAGUCUCAGCCUCACUUUUCGUUUUCUCCUGACCUGCCUGUGAUUUUUGGCCAAAGAGUCAGUCAUGUGGAUUGCCUUUCUGAUAUGAGAGUGAAGGACUCAGUCCCUCAUUUCUAACAAUGUGUGAGCCUUUUUUGCUGCUACAGGGUCAUUUUCCCCCUCACUGGUACAAAAUCUAAAAAUACAGUGCCUGCUAGAGCUGGGUAUCGCCACUGAUUUCCCAAAUCGAUCCGAUUCCGAUUUGGUUAGGGAUAUUUAAUAACAAUACCGAUUUUGCUUGGAUAUGAAAGAUUCUCAGAACUAAUGCUGUAAAUUGUACAACCUCUAACCUGGUGCAUUAUUAAGCAUAUUAAUGUUUACAUUAAGAAUUGACCCUUUAAAUCACCUAUAACAGAGCUGACAUUUCCACCCAGUGUUUCCCCAACCAUUAUAUUGUAAAUAAAUAUAUAGAUAUUAAGAAAAACAACUUGACAUUUAAGGUUGAAAUAUUGUCCCUUAAUCAUCGAGUAUUGCAUUUCUAAAUGUUGUGCUGUUAUUUCCACGUUAAAAGAAAAAAAGACUGAUUGAGCAGUCAUCAAACAAUCUGUCUGAUCUUUCAAACAUUCAGUCAGGUGCGCCCGGGAACCUGUAUGGCAGAUUUUCACUUGACUCUCAAAACCUCCGUGAUACAUGUAAGUUAGCAUAAUAUGUUGUAGGAUUUUAGUAUUAUUCAUGCUUUAAUACUGCGUGGUUAUGUAUCAACAUUUAUACACACUGUUUGUGAACUUCCUUCUCCUUACGUUCGGCGCCUCUAUGUGCUGUUUUUAGCUCAGAGAAAGAGUUCAUCAAGCUAGCAGCACAACACGUGAAAGCAGCCAAAUCUGUCAAGUUGCCCCAAGUAUCCCAGUGUUGCACCCUUGGCACCCUUGCUCCAACUUGCUGCACUUCGCGGCUGGAGAAAGCUAACACUAACACUGGUGGCCGGGGUCCUGCUGCAGCGCGGGGGAAACCAGCUACAUCCAACGAUCAUACAUCGAAAAAAUACUUUCUGACCUGGGUGUCACUCCAGCGCCCCACCAGCGUUUCUAUGCCAACAAAAAGCUAUAGCCUACUGACACAAAGAUCGAUCCCUGAUUUUAUGAAUCGAUGUUGGAUAAUUCAAAUGAAUAUCAAUUUGAAUCGGAAAAUCAAUUUUUUAAAAUCAGCCGUAGUGCCCACAUGUCUGCAAGACUGGACCAGACCAGCACUGACAAGACUCAUUUAACCUUAUUGCAACUAAUCAGGGCUGGUUAUCUGAACUGUUCCACUUUGCUUUGGUAAAACAGAAUGACAAACAAGCCUAAUGUUGCUUUGCAUGAGUGUAGAUGAACUAUUACUUGAAGUUUGUAAUUCAGCAACUCUUCUGUCACUCCUCAGAGUGUGAUUAUUAUUCUGUGCAAUCAAACACGACAGAGGGGCUUUUGAAUGCAGUUACCAGCAUUUCCAUGGAAAUCCUCAGAUUUUUAUGGUUCAUGUCAUGUAUGUAAUGUUUCCCGAUGUCCAUUUUUUUCUCUCUCUGAAUUCUCAUUCUCCCUCUUGCAUGCAUAUUUUUGUAUGGUUUGAUAAAUGUGUUUUGAGUUCAUUUCAUGACCUUUAUUUAUGUUGAUUUGUGUCUUGGACAUAAAUUCUACUUUUGACAUGGAAAUUGCAUAUGAGUUUAAGAACUAUCACUACCAUUAUAAUUUGGUUACCUUGGAAUUGUAAGGUCCUCUAAUGCUUUGGUCAGAUAGUUAUUCAUACGCAGUUUUGCGAGAAGAUCUUAUGGCCAAAGACUAAUACUUGAAAAAGUUAGGAAAGUUAUUACAUAACAUGUUAAUGGGUUCUUAAAAGCCAAAGAUGUCCCCAAACAUACAGUAGAUGAAGCCAUACAGUUCCAAGCUUAUGACUGUCAAACUUAUGUUUUGAUUUUAUGUUUCUUUUCUCAGUCCACAUGGUUGUAAUUCUGUAUGUAAAACCUCCAUAAACUUCACCAACUGUCCUGACUGCCAGCACUAAGACAUGAAGUAUGUCUUCACUAUUCUGAGCAAAUACUUCAGUUUCUUUGGCUGUGAUGGACAUGACAAUGAAAGUUGUGUUAAGAUUUUUUUUUUUAGCUUUGCUGUCCCUUGUAUAAAAUCUAAUAAAGCCCUUAUUAUUGAUCAUGUCA